Molecule: messenger RNA, 411 nt
Organism: Seminavis robusta
Lineage: Eukaryota; Bacillariophyta; Bacillariophyceae; Naviculales; Naviculaceae
Source: the annotation of a GenBank genome assembly
AUGACAGACAUCAAUGAUUCCAAGACAAUCAAAGUUGUUGCUCCCAGAUUGCGCAGAACUCGGACCGGCAGCUCCGUGCGCAGCGGGGGACGUUCUGGUCCCAUUUCAGGCUCCAGGACUCUGCGACGCACCUUCACGUACGAUGGUGAACGCGUGGAUGGCGCUUCUAGGCAACGCGCAUCUCCCAGGAGGAGCCGUCCAGCAAUGGAAAAGGAAGCACGAAAGCACUCCCGCAACAAAGAGGUUGGUCAGACGGACACAAUCCUCGACAUGACGAUUGAAAUCGGAGGGACCGUGAAGACGAUGGAUGAGGGUGUAAGCUAUGAAAAGCACCACCAAGUAGUCAGAGAUAUGACUUUUGGAAAGGAUGAGCCUUCCCCAUCUUUGUUGGCCACAGCUCGCAGUGCCUAG